AUGGCUUCCAGAUUGCGCACGCUAGCAUUGGGAUCGAAGCCUCACAUCAACAUUGUUCUCAACGAUGAACAAUCAUCAUACUCGACACUAGAUAGGCUUUCCGGCAAGGUCGAGAUCGCCGUUUCUCACAGCACGAGGUUCGAUGAGAUUGACAUUCAGUUUAUCGGCACCACCAAGACAUUCCUGGAGAAGAUGCCAUCUACACCUGGUCUGGCCGGCGGCGCUUCUGCCUUCCAUCAAUUCCUCAAACUCAGACAACCCAUCCAAGAGUCAAGCUAUCCACAACCCAGAAUCCUCGAACCAGGACGAACUUACGAAUUCCCUUUUGUUUUUGUUGUCCCUCAGCGCUUGCUCCCUCGUGUUUGCAAACACGAAGUGCAGCACGAGUCCAUCCGUGAUUGCCAUCUUCAGCUGCCCCCAAGCUUGGCUACUCUCACAACUCAUGAUGACAUGGGUCCAGACAUGGCCAAGAUCCAAUACCAGAUCGCUGCUCGCAUCACCGCAGCUAACGACAUCAGCACCGAACCAAAAAACCUGGCAACAAAGAUGAAGACAAUCCGCAUCGUUCCUACCGUGGAUGAGCAACCACCAGUCAACAUUCUCGGCGACAGUGACUACAUCUUGAGGUCUGAGAAGUCGAUCAAGAAGGGCAUGUUCAAGGGUAAGCUUGGCACCUUGAUCAUCGGGGCCGAACAGCCAAAGUCGCUUCGGCUUCCCAAAUCAUACAAUCCCGAGGAUACAAUCGUCAGCACAGUAGCAACCGUCAGACUACGCUUCGACCCAGCAGAUGCAAAGUCACAGCCACCUCGUCUCGGGAGCCUGAACAGCAAACUCAAGACUACAACCUUCUACGCUACCGGCGCCCGCAUGGACUUUCCCAAGAAAAAGGACGUCCUCUUCGACCACAGGCAAGGCUCGCACUCGGUUAACAUCGGACUCUCAUCACGCUGCAUGGCCUCAGUGGACUGGACUUUGCGAACAGAGUCAGAAUCCACAGAUGAACAACUCGCUCGUCGCGACUCAGGUCUCUCCCACCAGGAAAUCCCCAAAUACUCCAGCCCAAGCACAAACUACAAGGGCGGAAACUUCUGGACUGCAGAAAUCGUGGUUCCGGUCGCGCUUCCCAAGGACAAGCAUUUCGUGCCUACAUUCCACGGUUGUCUUGUUUCUCGCGUUUAUUCGCUGGGUCUCUCUCUCGGCAUCCACUCUGCUGGUGUUGGCUUCCCUUCUGUUGAUUUGAAGCUUCCACUGCAGAUCUCGGCUGAGGGCAAGGGCGAGGUUGACGUUGCAUCACGAAGCUCAUCCACUGCUGAGGCACAGUUGGCCGAGUUCAGAUAUGAAGAGGAGCUGCUUGCUGCUGAACACAGGGGCAGUUGGUCAUAUAACGAUCUCGAGACCCCAGAGUUUACUGAUCUGCCACCUGAGUAUGAAGCUUAUCGCAGACCCAUCGUUACUGUUGCCGGGUAA
Molecule: messenger RNA, 1467 nt
Organism: Aureobasidium namibiae CBS 147.97
Lineage: Eukaryota; Fungi; Ascomycota; Dothideomycetes; Dothideales; Saccotheciaceae
Exons: 2
Coding region: 1-1467 (488 amino acids)
Source: RefSeq, a predicted model, not a curated record